AUGGCGCUGUUUCAAGGAGGUUUAGACAAGGGACCUUCACAGGUCCCUUUCAACCAUCACUUCCAUGACUCUAUUAAUCCUGGAGAGAAGUGGCACCUCUCCCUGCAGGGUGCUGGUGAGGAUGUCCCAGGGAGCUGCCACAAGGGGUACCCCCAGGAGCCCUCUUGCCCAUCAGCUGUUUGUGAGCUAUUCCAGGAUGCGAUCUGUCUGGACAGACAGACAACUGCCCUUGCCAGGGAGCUGACGAGGAAAAGAAGAGCAGAGGUUACUUGCCUCUUCCAGAGAUGCACAGCGGAUCUUAAGGUUGCACUGCAUCCAGGACGGGAGAUUUGCAGGCCUCGCGUGAGCCACGUGGUCCUGUUAGCCACAUCCUGCAUCUUACAGGAGCUCUCUGGAGACCACACCAACAGAGCUGUGUUAGCUGAUCAGAGAACCUACCCUGGAGAGAGUGGAGACCAUGGAAACAAAAACUGCCAGGGCCUCAUGGAGGCAGAGACAGCAGGAGCGGAGCCCUUGGACUAUGUCAGCAGGUUCACAGAUGCCCAUUUGGAUCAGCACUUUGGUAGGGGACAAACAAAGCCCAGGAUCUGCAGCAGGCUUCCCAGCCUGCGUGUGCUCCAUGUGCUGCGUGAGAUCUGCUGCAUCCUGUGGCCGCUUCUAGCGAACAGGAUCUUGAGGUUCACUUUGCCUGAAUGUUUUCACAACCUUUCAAGAAAUCUGUGCUGCUACGCACCAGUGCUGCCUCCUUUCAUGUAAGCCAGUUGUUGCUCCUACCACCCUUAUGCUACCACUUCUAAUAGCUCUUCAAGAGUGAUGGAUGAAAGGGACAGCUUCACAGAAAAGGAUGCUAAAGCCAGAGUCAUUGCAGCAUUGUUACAGGAAUCAGAACUGAAAUAUUUGAAAAAGAAAAAUAU
Molecule: messenger RNA, 914 nt
Organism: Oxyura jamaicensis (ruddy duck)
Lineage: Eukaryota; Metazoa; Chordata; Aves; Anseriformes; Anatidae
Exons: 10
Coding region: 1-756 (251 amino acids)
Source: RefSeq, a predicted model, not a curated record